Messenger RNA from Postia placenta MAD-698-R-SB12, 1181 nucleotides. RefSeq lists its product as hypothetical. The coding region runs from base 48 to 1013 and encodes 321 amino acids. Gene Ontology annotation, molecular function: histone H2AQ104 methyltransferase activity; rRNA methyltransferase activity; RNA binding. The transcript is spliced from 6 exons. Gene Ontology annotation, biological process: rRNA methylation; box C/D sno(s)RNA 3'-end processing. Gene Ontology annotation, cellular component: small-subunit processome; box C/D methylation guide snoRNP complex. The record is from RefSeq and is a predicted model, not a curated record. Lineage: Eukaryota; Fungi; Basidiomycota; Agaricomycetes; Polyporales; Adustoporiaceae.
GUUGUUGUUCGACUCCUCAAACAAUACAGCAUUAGCCGUUCAGCAUUAUGGCAUUCGGAGAUUCAGGUGGUCGAGGCGGAUUUGGCGGAUUUGGUGGACGAGGAGGAGGAGGAGGAGGACGAGGAGGCUUCCGUGGUGCGCCGAGAGGCGGUAGAGGUGGAGGACGUGGUGGUCCCCCCGGGAGAGGAGGCGUUUUCAAACGAGGCGGCGACCGAGGACGAGGUGGAGGACGAGGCGGAGGAAGAGGUGAUAGGGGCGGUCGUGGAGGACGAGGAGGGGGCAGGGGCGGUGCAAGAGGUGGCGCGAAUGUUAUCUUGGAAAACCACCGACACCCUGGCGUCUUCAUUGCCAAGGGCAAGGAGAGCAUGCUGGUGACGAAGAGCAUAGCACCUGGGGAGGCGGUCUAUGGUGAGAAGCGGAUAUCUAUCGAUGGCGGCGUUGAGGGCACCAAGGUUGAGUACCGCGUGUGGAACCCCUUCCGGAGCAAGCUGGCCGCUGGUGUCCUCAACGGGGUCGAGGAGAUUUUCAUUGAGCCUGGACAGAAGGUUUUGUACCUUGGUGCAGCGAGCGGAACGAGUGUCAGUCACGUAGCCGAUAUUGUGGGUCCGGAAGGCGUUGUCUACGCAGUAGAGUUCUCCUUGCGCUCGGGGCGUGAUCUCAUCAAUAUGGCCAAGAAGCGGACAAAUGUCAUUCCCAUUGUGGAGGACGCCCGUACACCCCAAAAAUACCGCAUGCUCCUCUCUACCGUUGAUGCAAUCUUCGCGGAUGUCGCACAGCCGGACCAGGCUCGUAUCGUUGCUCUGAACGCAGAGUACUUCCUGAAGAACGAGGGCAAUGUCAUUAUCUCUAUUAAGGCCAGCUGUAUCGACUCGACCGCACCACCAGAGACUGUCUUUGCACGAGAAGUCCAAUUCUUGAAGGACAACAAGUUCAAGCCCCUUGAACAGGUCACGCUGGAGCCUUAUGAACGCGAUCACGCCAUGGUCACCGCCAAAUAUCAGAGGCAUAAAUAGUUCGUUGACUCGUCUUGUAGCUCGUGAUUUCUAUCCGUCCUGCCUCCGCUACUCAUUUCCUUGCUUGUCCUCCAUGUACGUGCUGUAUGUUUGAUCGUCGAAAAGUAGCCUUUCACGUUCUCUAUGGUGUAUAAAAUUAUGCAUAAUGGCCCUUUUUGUGCGCGUUUA